Cylicostephanus goldi is the source of this 422-nucleotide messenger RNA. The record is from the annotation of a GenBank genome assembly. NCBI's taxonomy places the organism in Eukaryota, Metazoa, Nematoda, Chromadorea, Rhabditida, Strongylidae.
AUGCGAUUGCUAAAUCACGAGGAAUGGGACGAGUUUAUGGAGAGCUAUCGAUUUGUACGUCACAAUCGUAGUGGACAACUCGUCCAAUAUGGGCGUGGCUUGGAUAUCUGGAUGAUGAACUUACAGGCUAUGAGUGUAACAUCAAAUGAUCGUGAUGAGCUGCUCUCACAAAAAGCUGAUGAGAUUGAAAAAGAUCUGGAACUGCUGGGAGUGACCGGAAUCGAGGAUCGAUUGCAGGAUGGCGUUGAAGAAACGAUAAUUGCAAUGCGCAGUGCGGGUAUACAGGUGUGGGUCCUGACUGGAGACAAGCUAGAAACUGCUGAAAACAUUGCUCGAUCUUGUGGAUUGUUUUCACCUAACAGAGAAACAAGAAAGAUUGAGACCCUAGAAGAUGUAACGCAAAUACGAGGAGAUGGGUGAGU